UUUCUAAGAUGUAUAGUUUGGCACCGUGGCGCGUAGUGUUUUUGAUUUGUGUUUGCUUAGUUUUAUGAACGAUCCCAAAUUAUUUCUCAUUUCAUCAAGUGUAAAAUAAAUAGAAACUGCCGAGCCUAAACCACACCCCGUACACUAAUGGGGUCAUUAACUAAUUGGGUUCAGUUUCAACCUAACCAAUAAAACCCGCCUCCAACGGCGCCCUAUCGAGACCUAUUAGUCGCGCUGUGAGUGUGUGAUAAUGUACACCGUGUUGAGACAGUUUACCAAAUACCCAAAUAAAUGGAAGUUCCUGUACGACAUGCGGCAGUUUGCCCGAGUGAGCCCUUUCAAGGAAGACACUCUAACUGGACGGUUUAUGCUAUUUUUGGACAAUUAUAGAAUUCCCGCUAAUGCCAAUCAUGCCGAUUUACUGUCCGCAGUAAGACGGUGUCCUGAGGAUAUUAAGGCCUUUGAUGCCCCCCAAAUCGUUGCCUUGUUAAGGGCGCUAAGCGACAGGGAAUUGUCGUCGGACAAACAGGAACUUGUUGAGCUCGUAGACUUGGAAUGCUGUGAUAGAGUUAACCAGUUCAGCAUUGAGCAGACCUGCGAUUUACUAUGUGCCUUUACUGAUGUGAUCGGCCACCGUGUGGUCGAAUGUCGGUGCUUUGAACCGGCAUUGCAGAGUCUCCUGCAGCAAAAGAGCGCACUGGACCAUAAGCAGCUGGUGCAUUUGAUUUUCUUCGUAGGGCUCCUGAAGAAGUGUGACCAUGCUCAGAAUAUAAUUAGACAGUGCGUGAAGUCGUUGGAUAAAAGCGGGAUAGAGAGCUUAACCAAAGAAGAGCUUUGCAUUAUCUGCAACGCCACGUUUAAAACUAGCACAAAGAUUAAGCACCCCGCGCUCUUGGCUAAAGUCAAGGAGUUCAUUCAGGACAAUCUGGACUUGCUGAAGGAUCCUGCAGUGUUCGUAACACUAAUCAAGAGCAUCAGGCAUAACCGCUACCAAGACGAGGACAUUUUAAACACCAUCACUUGUACGAUGUUCUUCAAUAAAACGCUGGGACAUUAUUCAUUUGGUGCCCUGUGUCACAUAUUGGCUCUGUAUGCAGACUAUUUGUAUUACGAUGAGGCUCUGCUCGAUGCCCUCGUGAGCCGCGGUGUUGGGCUGUUAAAAAGCUGCCCGUUUCAGUCGAAACGCGCUCACGUUGCGGAUCAGCCUCGCGAAAAGGACAUCAAAAGAUUCUUGUGGGCUUUGAGCAAUCUCAACUAUCGCCUAUCUAGGGAGGACAUUGAGGAGGUGGUGUUGCCCGCCAUCGAUGUGAGGAGGCAAGCUGGAGGCUUUGGCAACCCCGGCGAUCUGGUACAAAUCGCCUUAUAUUUAUGGAUGAUGCAUUACCAAGCUCGCAAUCUGAUCCUCACCUGUGUCAAUGAAAAGUCCGUCCAAGCCAUUAGAGGCCCAAAGCUGCCCAGUCAAGACAGCCUGAAUCUGCUACUCACUUGCAUCUAUUAUGAGAACCCCGAGCUGUUUAAAGAGCUGAACAUCUGCCUGGAAAAGCCCCAACCUUACAACUUUUCCUUCCAGCUGAAUAAGCGGCCCGCAUUGCGACAGAUUGUCGAUAGUCUGAAACGCGCUCCAUUAAGGAACAACAUCGACAGGUAUGAAACGGCGUGCCAAGUUCCAUUCAUCAAUAUCAUAGGCGUCGUUGGGCUGCAGAAGCGACUCUACAAAACGGUCAAUGUAGAGGUUUUGGAUGGCUUCACUUGCCUGAAGAAUACGAACAAUUCGCCUACGGGGUUCAUGCAGCUGAAGUUGCGACUGUUAGAAAAGCGCGACGAAGGCCUGAUUGUGAUGGAGCAGAAUGAAGUAGCUGAGUGUGCAGCCUCGGAACUGGAGCAUAUUUUGCGCGAUGAGAUCGCUUUGGUUUGUUAAUUGUUUGAUUCCUUGGUGUCGUACAAUUUCAACUCAUUUAUCAACCGAAACGUUAUUCAGACUGGGUUUGAUAGCAUGCAACUUCACGCUUUUCUUUGCUGGCGGAAAGGUUCUUUCCUAACUUCAAUUUUUUGCUUGAGGUUGGAACCUUCUCAUAUAUUCUCGCCUGUCCAGUGAAUUGCUUACUAUAAUGCACUUAAUAAUGUUAAUAACAAAAUUACUUAGCAAAAGAAACAGCAAUCACCAUUUUAAAGAUACAAGAGAUAAACUUCGACUGUGAAGACAGAUCCAAUAAGUGGUGAUCAGUGUUUUGUAAUCAAUGUUUAAAUAUCAAAUGGACACGCUGUGAACCGCCAAAGCUUUCCAUUUUCCACAUUUUGCUCAAUUUUUUCAUUCUUGUAGUUUUUGGAUUGUUUAACUGGAUUGUGUAGCGUCACUAGGAGUUUAUGGGUAUAUACAGGGUAAACACCUGCAAACAAUGAAAUGAACUGAUGUGAUAUAUACGGUUGGUGAUUUAAUGAAUACGCCAAUUUAAA
Dendroctonus ponderosae (mountain pine beetle) is the source of this 2454-nucleotide messenger RNA. RefSeq lists its product as uncharacterized. NCBI's taxonomy places the organism in Eukaryota, Metazoa, Arthropoda, Insecta, Coleoptera, Curculionidae. The coding region runs from base 251 to 1918 and encodes 555 amino acids. The record is from RefSeq and is a predicted model, not a curated record. The transcript is spliced from 3 exons.